Messenger RNA from Dictyostelium purpureum, 2917 nucleotides. Its product is annotated as dihydropyrimidine dehydrogenase. The record is from RefSeq and is a predicted model, not a curated record. The transcript has 2 exons. Gene Ontology annotation, molecular function: dihydropyrimidine dehydrogenase (NADP+) activity; NADP binding; uracil binding. Bases 1 to 2835 code for a protein of 944 amino acids. Gene Ontology annotation, cellular component: cytosol; cytoplasm. NCBI's taxonomy places the organism in Eukaryota, Evosea, Eumycetozoa, Dictyosteliales, Dictyosteliaceae. Gene Ontology annotation, biological process: uracil catabolic process; thymine catabolic process.
AUGACACACACAGGCGAUGUUUCCCAAGUACACGAUAUUGAAAUUUUAGCUUUAAAUCCAAAGGUUAACAAAUUUGCCACAGUUAAACCAACAGCAGUUUCAAAAAAAGAUAAAGAAAAUUGGGCAAGACUCGACCAUUCCAAAACAAUUUUUUCAGAUAAUCCAUUAGGUUUAACUUGCGGUAUGGUUUGUCCAGUUAGUACAUUAUGUCAAUAUGGAUGUAAUUUAGCAGCCACCGAAGAAGGUCCAAUUAAUAUUGGUGGUCUUCAACAAUUUGCAACUGAUGUUUUCAAAAAGAUGAAUAUUCCACAAAUCCGUGAUCCAUCAUUAACCCCAAUUGACCAAUUACCAGAAUCUUAUAAAGCCAAAAUUGCAUUAAUUGGUUGUGGUCCAACAUCUAUCAGUUGUGGUACCUUUUUAGCUCGUUUAGGUUAUAGUGACGUUACAAUCUUUGAAAAAGAACAAUAUUUAGGUGGUUUAAGUAGCGCUGAAAUCCCAAAUUAUCGUCUCAAUUACGAAGUUGUAGAAUUUGAAAUUAAAUUAAUGAAGGAUUUAGGUGUCAAGGUUGAAUAUGGCAAGCGUUUAGGUGAAAAUGGUUUCACUGUUGAAUCAUUACACCAACAAGGUUAUGAAGUUGUCUAUUUAGGUAUUGGUAUGCCAGAGCCAAAAAUUGAUCCAGUUUUCAAUGGUUUAACAACCCCAGAAGGUUUUUACACCUCAAAAGAAUUCCUUCCACUUGUUUCAAAAGCUUCAAAGGCCGGUAUGUGUGGUUGUAAAUCAAAAUUACCAGAAUUAAAUGGUAGAGUUAUUGUUUUAGGUGCUGGUGAUACUGCUUUCGAUUGUGCUACAUCUGCUUUCCGUUGUGGUGCUAAACGUGUCACUGUUUGUUUCCGUAGAGGUUUCUCUGAUAUGAGAGCCGUUCCAGAAGAAGUUGAUAUUGCCAAAGAUGAACGUUGUGAAUUCCUUCCAUAUGUCCUUCCAAAACAAGUAAUUAAACGUGAUGGUAAAGUUGUUGCAAUGGAAUUCUAUAAAACCGAAAAAGGUGACGAUGGAAACUAUGCUGUUGAUGAAGACCAAUUCUUUAGAGUUAAAUGUGACUACAUUAUCUCAGCUUUUGGUAGUCAAAUUGGUUCAGUUGCUGAUUCAUGUAAGCCAUUAACAUUUAAUAAAUGGGGCACUGCCGAUAUUGAUCCAUUAACUAUGCAAUCCAAAACUGCUGAAUGGGUAUUCUGUGGUGGUGAUUUAGUUGGUAAUGGUACCACAGUCGAAGCUGUUAAUGAUGGUAAAACCGCCUCAUGGAACAUUCACAAAUAUCUUCAAGCCCUUCAUGGUAUUCCAAUUCUUUCAGACACUCCACAAUUACCAAACUUUUUCACUCCAAUCGAUUUAGUAGAUAUCAGUGUCGAAAUGUGUGGUAUGACUUUCCCAAAUCCAUUUGGUCUUGCAUCAGCUACACCAGCUACCUCUGCUGCUAUGAUUCGUAGAUCAUUCGAACAAGGUUGGGGUUUUGCUGUCACUAAAACUUUCUCUUUAGAUAAAGAUCUUGUUACUAAUUGCUCACCAAGAAUUGUUAGAGGUACUACCAGUGGUCACCAUUUCGGUCCAGGUCAAGGUGCUUUCUUAAACAUCGAAUUAAUUUCUGAAAAGACAUGCGCCUAUUGGUGUAAAGCAGUUACUGAAUUAAAACGUGACUUCCCAAAACACAUCGUUAUUGCCUCAAUUAUGUGUGGUUUCAAUAAGGAAGAUUGGACUGAAUUAGCUAAAAAAGCUGAAGCUAGCGGUGCUGAUGGUUUAGAAUUAAAUCUUUCAUGUCCACAUGGUAUGGGUGAAAAGGGUAUGGGUUUAGCUUGUGGUCAAGAUACCGAGUUAGUUUUCCACAUUUGCCAAUGGGUUAGAGCUGCUGUUAAAAUUCCAUUCUUUGCCAAAUUAACACCAAAUGUCACCGAAAUUAAAGAUAUUGCCAAAGCUGCUCAUGAUGGUGGUGCUGAUGGUGUUACUGCUAUCAAUACUGUUUCAGGUUUAAUGGGUCUCAAAGGUGAUUCUAACGCAUGGCCAGCUAUUGGUGAUGAAAAACGUACAACAUAUGGUGGUGUAUCGGGUAAUGCCACACGUCCAAUGGCUCUUCGUGCUGUUUCAUCCAUUAGAAAAACUCUUCCAGACUAUCCAAUCAUGGCCACUGGUGGUUGUGACUCUGCUGAUGCCACUAUUCAAUUCCUUCAUUGUGGUGCCUCUGUAGUCCAAAUUUGUUCAUCAGUUCAAAAUCAAGAUUUCACCGUCGUUGGUGAUUAUAUUACUGGUCUCAAGACUUACCUCUACAUGCAAUCACGUGAAGAUCUCCUCAAAUGGGACGGUCAAUCACCACCAAACGAAGUUAUCAAUAGAAAUCCAAAACUUCAAGGACUUCCAAAAUUCGGUAAAUACCUUUUAGAACGUAAUAGAAUUGAUACUGAAGAAAAACAAACAAAGGAUCUCUUACAAGUAACCAAUCCAUUAACACCAUCACCAAACCCAACCCUUCCAGUCCCAACUAUUAAAGAUCAAAUCAAUCGUGCUAUCCCAAGAAUAGGUCGUCACGAUGACCUCAGACGUGAUCAACAAGUUGUAGCUAUUGUUGAUGAAGAUAAAUGUAUUAAUUGUGGUAAAUGUUAUAUGACUUGUAAUGAUUCAGGUUAUCAAGCUAUUCAAUUUGACGGUAAAACUCACAUUCCACUCGUCACCGAUCUUUGCACUGGUUGUGAUUUAUGUCUUUCUGUUUGUCCAGUACCAGAUUGUAUUACCAUGGUUCCACGUACAACUGUUUAUAAACCAGAUCGUGGUUUAAUUGUUUCGAACUAAAUUGGGCUCAAAAAAAAACUAUAAAACAAUCAAAGAAAUAAAAAAAAAAAAAUUUGUAAAAAUAAUUAACAUCCACAUACUC